Molecule: messenger RNA, 3394 nt
Organism: Chiloscyllium plagiosum (whitespotted bambooshark)
Lineage: Eukaryota; Metazoa; Chordata; Chondrichthyes; Orectolobiformes; Hemiscylliidae
Product: inter-alpha-trypsin inhibitor heavy chain H3-like
Biological process (GO): hyaluronan metabolic process
Molecular function (GO): serine-type endopeptidase inhibitor activity
Source: RefSeq, a predicted model, not a curated record
CAACCAAUCUCCAGGAAUGUGGUAAACAAGCUGGUUCUGAAGAUCCACAAGCAAAGGUCGACUGAGCGAUGUCAACUUGUGCAUUCGGCAACAAAGAUAAUUCGCUCACUCCUGACCGCUACCUACAAACCAGACUGCGGUGUGUGUCUCAAAGAAAAUCUUCGCUUUCAACAAUUUCCCUGCAAUUGUUAGGUGUAGGGUCAAUUAACAGAACUCAGAAUAGAACUUAGUUCAUCAUAGUUCCAUUGUCAGAAUAGCAUCGUACAAAAUGAAAAUAAUGCUGCUUUUUCUUUUUCUGAUUUCUAUCCCUGCGUUAAUAUCCGCUGAUUACAUACUAAUGGAAUCAUACCGGCAGAAGAGGCAUGCGAACUCUUUGUCAAAUGAUCAGAAACCAGCCGGAAGAGCCCUGAAGAAAAGGAGCAUUGAGGAACUUGCCAAAAAUCCUGAGGGGAAGCUUGAAAUUUACAGUAUGAAGAUUGAGUCCAAAGUUACUUCGCGAUUUGCUCACAACAUGGUAAUCAGCCGAGUGGUAAAUCGAGCAAAUGAAUCGAGGGAAGCUUUCUUUGAAAUGGAACUACCUAAAACUGCAUUUAUUACCAACUUCAGCAUGACUUUAGAUGGAGUGACGUACCUGGGAGCAGUAAAAGAAAAACAAGUUGCCCAGCAGCAGUACCAACAAGCAGUUUCACGAGGCCAAUCUGCAGGGCUUGUAAAAGCAUCUGGAAGAAAAAUGGAGAAGUUCAAGGUGUCAGUAAAUAUUGGACCAACGAAAAAAGUCACCUUUGAACUAACAUAUGAAGAAUUAUUAAAACGUAAUCUGGGGAAAUAUGAAAUGCAUAUCAGAGUAAAACCUAAGCAAUUUGUCAAACAUUUCCAGAUAGAUGUACUUAUUUUUGAACCGCAAGGCAUUGCCUUUCUAAAUGUUGAUGCAAAGUUCCUAACAAAUAAUCUGACUUCAAUUGUGAAAAAGACUCUUACUGAAACAAAGGGCCAUGUUUCCUUUAAACCAACUCUUGAGCAACAACGCAAAUGUCCUGAUUGUCAUGAGACUAUUCUGGAUGGAGACUUCAUCAUAGUAUAUGAUGUCAAUAGAGACCUGUCUGCUGGUAGUGUUCAGGUUGUAAAUGGGUAUUUUGUACAUCAUUUUGCUCCUGGUAAUCUACCUAGAAUACCUAAAAAUGUUAUAUUUGUGAUUGACCAAAGUGGAUCUAUGACAGGGACUAAAAUGCGUCAGACAAAUGAAGCCCUUCUAAAAAUUUUGGAUGAUAUGGGCACAGAAGAUCAUUUUGCCAUUAUUACCUUUCAUAGCUCUUUUAAAAUAUGGAAAAAUACCAUUCAUCAAGCAACUUCAAACACUGUGACUAAAGCUAAAAUGUUUGUGGAAACUAUUAUUGCCAGAGGAGGAACAAAUAUAAAUGAUCCAAUGUUAAAAGCAGUAAACCUUCUAAAUAAGGCCCAUCAAGACAAACUUCUGCCUGAAAGAAGUGUCUCUAUGAUUAUUUUGUUAACUGAUGGUGAUCCAAAUGAAGGUGUAUCAAACCCAACAACAAUCCAGCAGAAUGUGAAAAAUGCCAUCAAUGGCAGGUACAAUGUGUAUUGCCUUGGGUUUGGUUUUGAUGUUAAAUACAGUUUUCUGGAGAAAAUGGCACUGGACAAUAAUGGUGUAGCACGGAGAAUUUAUGAGGAUUCAGAUGCUCCCUUACAGCUUCAGGGCUUUUAUGAUGAAGUAGCAAACCCCUUGCUUUUGAAUAUUGAAUUGCAAUAUCCUGAGAAUGCCAUCUCAGAUUUAACUCAGGCAAAUUUUAGACAGUAUUACGAUGGGUCAGAAAUUGUAGUGGCUGGCAAGAUUUCAGACAAUCACUUGGAUUUUCUCACAGCAGAGGUCAUUGCUCACACUGCCAAUGAAAACCUAACUCUAAAAGCUGAAGUGCAAGUAUCAGAAGGUGAAAAUGUCACUCAGCAGCAGCAAUACAUUUUUGGUGACUUCACUGAGCGACUGUGGGCUUAUUUGACCAUACAACAGCUCUUAGAGAAGCGGGUUUCUGCAGAGACAAAUGAAAAGGGAAACCUAACUGACAGAAUUCUGGAACUGUCACUGAAGUACAGCUUUGUAACCCCAUUAACAUCAAUGGUUGUUACAAAACCAGAGGAAAAUAAGAAUGAGCGCUUUGUGGCUGACAAAUCAACAGAAGAUGAAAAACCCAGCGCACAAAAAACACAACAUGGUGCUCCAAGAUAUAAAAGCCGUGUUCGUGCCUUCACAUCUGUUGACAGUGAUCCUCAUUUUAUCAUUUCAAUAAAUGACCACACUGAUGCUAUUUGUUUCAACGUUGAUGGUAAACCAGGAGCAAUUCUAAAUCUGGUCACGGAUCCAUAUAAAGAUUUUGUUGUAAAUGGACAGCUGAUUGGAGUGAAGGAAGUAGAAAAUAACAAGAAAAUGAAAACUUACUUUGGAAAGCUUGGAAUUGCAAGUAAUAAAAUGGAUAUAAAAGUUGAAAUAUCAACAGAAAUGAUUGCAAUCGUUCAUGGAGAAGAUGAGGUUACUUUCCCCUGGUCACAAACAGUGUCUCUAACAAAAGAAAGCUUCUCAAUCUCAAUUAUGAAAGAGAAGAAUCUCACACUAACAAUGGGAGAUGAUGCAACAUUUGUUAUUGUGCUGCAUCAUGUGAGGAAAAACCACACUGUACACAGAGAUUUUCUGGGAUUUUAUACACUUGACAGCCACAGCUUGUCAAAUGUGACCCAUGGAUUGCUUGGCCAGUUUUACAAUGAAGUAAAUGCUGUGAUACGUAACUUUAGCCCUCGCUUACAUCAAGACAAACUUCGUGCAACAAUGAUUGUAAAAGGUCACAAACUUAGGGUAGGAAGGGUGUACGAGAAAGAUUACAGGCUUGAUUCAAACCGAGGCACCAAUAUCCCAUGCUGGUUUAUUCGCUCCAGUGGGAAAGGAUUUAUAGACGGAAUUGCCACUGACUAUGUCGUUUCUUCUUUAUUUGACUCACUGCAUUCAUAAUCUCAGAGCAGAUGAUGAAAGUUUAACCUUUUUGUAUCCCUGGCAUGACUUUAUUAUUCAGUCGCUGAUAUGAUGAAUACAUAUAGUUUAACAGUUAUAAAUCUGCAAGUACUUCAAUUAUGUAUUUCCAAGUUUGUAAUUUACUCGCCUGUGUUAUCUGGUCAGAUUUGAUUUGUAUAUGUCAAAAAUGGAACCAAUUGUUACAAGGUGAAUUCCAUAUUGACCCAACAGAAAUUGAAUCUUGUAGUUUCUGAAAAUGUUUUGGCCUUGGUAUCCAAUUCCACCUUCCGAUCAUAUUCAUGGAAGGAGCAGGAUUUCAGGUGCAAUCUCACAGGAGCUGGUCAAUUAAGCACCUUUCUCUGAGAUCACAGUUCAAUUUGA